This is a messenger RNA of Naegleria gruberi, 240 nucleotides long. RefSeq lists its product as uncharacterized. Gene Ontology annotation, biological process: protein phosphorylation. Lineage: Eukaryota; Heterolobosea; Eutetramitea; Acrasida; Naegleriidae. The annotation marks the transcript as partial. The transcript is spliced from 2 exons. The record is from RefSeq and is a predicted model, not a curated record. Gene Ontology annotation, molecular function: ATP binding; protein kinase activity.
GAAGAUUUUAUCAAUGAGGCCUUAUUACUCUCAAGACUUCGUCAUCCAAAUAUUAUUUCUUUUUAUGGAGUUUCUUCAUCUCCAACCAAAAGAUACAUUGCCAUGGAGUCAUUGCAGUUAAAGCUUCCAUUCCGUACAAAAGUGAAAAUUAUUUCAGAUAUUUGCAGAGGUAUCAUGUAUCUUCACAAUUUACAACCAAAUUUUAUUGUUCACAGAGAUUUGAAACCUGCAAAUAUUUUA